Molecule: messenger RNA, 1117 nt
Organism: Rhododendron vialii
Lineage: Eukaryota; Viridiplantae; Streptophyta; Magnoliopsida; Ericales; Ericaceae
Product: flowering-promoting factor 1-like
Exons: 1
Coding region: 140-487 (115 amino acids)
Biological process (GO): regulation of flower development
Source: RefSeq, a predicted model, not a curated record
UAUUCAAUCUGCAAAAAAAAAACACACACACAAAAAAAAAAAAAAAUCCUACCUGGUAUACCAACUAAAAUACUCCAAGAACCAUCGGCUUACGUUGCAUAUAUAUAGCUUGUUCCUUAGUUAUACGUUGAAAAAUAAAAUGUCAUCAGGCGUAUGGGUUUUCAAGAAUGGUGUGAUUCACUCAGGAGGAGGAGGCGGUGGCUCAUCAGCAGGGCAAGGCAACAACAGCGGUUCCGGGAGGAGAAAAGUGUUGGUGCACCUACCGACGGGGCAAGCAGUGUCAUCUUACUCCUCUCUGGAGCGAAUCCUGAGUGGCUUGGGAUGGGAGAGGUACGACGGGGGCGGAGACUCGGACCUCUUCCAAUUCCACAAGCCAUCUUCCAUUGAUCUGAUUUCUCUUCCUAGGGACUUCUCCAAGUUCAACUCCAUCCACAUGUACGACAUUGUUGUCAAAAAUCCCAACCUCUUCCACGUCCGGGACGCAUGAUAUAUAUAUCCAUCAUAUUACUUACCUUAUUAGUGAGUCUGUGUUCGAGGGAAACUGCUGCAAUACACACCUACUUUUAAGGACAUAUAUAGUUGAAAAGGUCGCAUGCAUGGAGUGUCCCAUAGUGUCGUACGUACUUCAUAGUUUUCCUCUCCCUUGAGUCUAUCCUUAAAUUUGUGACAGCAAAUAAUAUCCUUUUGUUUAAGCCAUAUGCUUCCAUCCGUCCCAUUCUAAGUGUUGUCAUAUGUACAUCUAGGUCGCAUGCAUAGGUGUAUUAUGGGUUUUUUUUUUUUAAACGGUAAAGGAAAAAAAAUAUUAAUCUCUGAAAAAGUUAAAAGGAUUUGGGUAUGAAAGCAUUAUGACCAACAAGGAGUGAGCAUCCCAACAACAUGGCACCCUCACAUCCCGAAAAUAUUCCUAUGUCAGCCCAGAACCCAGAAGACAAGUAGCUUUCCUGUCCCUUCUGUGAUCCAUGGUAACAGGAAAUCGUAUUGUUUGUUUUCGAAGAUCCUUUUCUUUCUUGUAUAAUAAUAAUAACUAUAUGUACAUGAAAUAAAUGUAUAACACACUAUAUGUGUGUGUGUGUGUAAUUGUUUGAAUAAAGUAUUACCGAAAUAUUUGUUUUAGUUC